Chaetomium strumarium is the source of this 1672-nucleotide messenger RNA. RefSeq lists its product as uncharacterized. The record is from RefSeq and is a predicted model, not a curated record. The transcript has 2 exons. Lineage: Eukaryota; Fungi; Ascomycota; Sordariomycetes; Sordariales; Chaetomiaceae. Bases 189 to 1550 code for a protein of 453 amino acids.
UCAAGCCAUACAAUUUAUCGAAGGAGGUGGAACAACAUGACUCGUUUCUCCCUGUCAUGCGCAAACGAACCGACUUGACGCAGCCACAUUCCCGACACCCAAGUCUGACCGCGACGCUUUUCUCGCCUCCUGGCCGACAAGUUUGAGCGAACUGAUGGCACACUUUACACCGCACUAGCCAUGCCAUCAUGGGCUCCAGCCUUUACUCCUCGCCACCGCCUCCUCGGCCACUGAGCGAUGACAAGCCCACGCUUCUCACAUCGUGGUGGAUCACGCUUCUCUGCGCGGUCAUCAUCCUGUUUCGUCUCUUAGGGAGAUGCGUGCGGGUCGAGAAGCUGUUUCGGGAGGAUCUAUAUGCGGCCGCUGCCCUGAUCCCCCUCUUUGUACGCAUGGGCCUUGUGCAUCCGAUCCUGCUCUACGGCACGAACAAUGUGUUGUUCGAUGGUCUCUCCCCACCGAGCCAUAUUGAAAUCCACCGCAGAUCCGUCGCCAGCCGUUUGGUGCUGGUGAGCCGGCUUCUUCACUGCGCCAUAUUAUGGUUGCUCAAGGUUGUCACCCUCGAGUUCUUCGACCGUCUUGUCGGCCAAUCCGGCAAGAACCGUUAUACCAUACUCCUCCGGUUCAUGCGCGCAUCUCUGGGUGUCACUUUCGUUGCCGUCGUCAUCGCCGACCUUGCCGAGUGCAAACCAUUCACACACUAUUGGCAGGUGCUCCCAGACCCCGGAGGACAGUGCCGCCAAGGAUACGCCUUCCUGAUCACAAUGACCGCCUGCAAUGUCCUCACGGACCUGUUGUUAAUGGUGUUCCCGGUACCCAUCGUGUUUAAGAGCCGGAUCUCGAAGGGCCGUAAAGCCCUGCUGAUAGCGCUGUUCUGCUUGCACAUUUUCACGGUCGUGGUGGCUAUCUACAGGGUGCCAAAAAUCCUGGGAGAGGAUGGCUACCAAGCUACGAGGACAAUGUGGGCCUCGGCGGAGAUAUUGAUGGCCACCUUCGCGGCGAACGCCCUGACGCUCGGCACGUUUAUGAGGGAUACGGGGGUGAAGAAGAAGAAGCCCAAUCGGUACCAGCCAACGGAGUCGUCCGGCGCAAGAAGCGGACAGCGAGCUUCCAAGGUGACCAAGAAGGCCUCAUGGCAGGAUCCAGAUUCUGAGGGGGACGACGAACCGGCCAUGCCAUACGGUGCUAGAAGUCCCCGACCUGGUGAGACAGCUCCCAGCGUCGCUGGCGCUACCACGCCAGCUCCGGAGGGAGAAACCGAUGUUCCACGCACGGGCAGUGUCGACUCCCUGAUUCCCAGGACCCGUUCCGAAGCUGGGAAGCCGGACAGCGACGCCAAGGUUCUCAAGACCACGACUAUUGAGGUCACGGUGGCCCCAGCGGAGGACUCCCUGUACAGCGGCCCAGGAGAAACGAUCAAUGGCCUUGUGAUACCCGCUGUCAGCAGCGCGGGGCCAGCGAGCGGUUGGGGUAGACGGCGAGGGUCGCCCAUUCCGUUGCGGCACAUGGAACCCCUGCCAGAUCGCGACCAAGCCGCAAACGGUCAGGUGUAGGACAGUAAUGCCUUGUAAUGUACACGGGCUUUUUAGCGACCACCUGUGCACACCGCGGAAGACAGCUUCAAGUUACACACCUUACCGUACACGUGAUGCAACGCCGGGUCUCUGACUCUCUA